This is a messenger RNA of Notolabrus celidotus (New Zealand spotty), 5692 nucleotides long. RefSeq names its product period circadian clock 3 (gene per3). The coding region runs from base 320 to 4273 and encodes 1317 amino acids. Gene Ontology annotation, cellular component: cytoplasm; nucleus. The transcript is spliced from 22 exons. Lineage: Eukaryota; Metazoa; Chordata; Actinopteri; Labriformes; Labridae. Gene Ontology annotation, molecular function: transcription corepressor binding; transcription cis-regulatory region binding. Gene Ontology annotation, biological process: negative regulation of transcription by RNA polymerase II; circadian regulation of gene expression; entrainment of circadian clock by photoperiod. The record is from RefSeq and is a predicted model, not a curated record.
ACAAAUAUGCAAAUUCCAGGCGUCCAAUCAGUGAAAAGUGGGCGGAGUUGUACACUACCGGCCUCACGUUGCACAAAUGUGUCAAGCGCUUCGGAAUGGAUGAGGAUUUUUAAGCUACGUGACUGGGGUAUUAUUAUUAAAAUACUCAUAAAAUGAGUUAUCUAUAAAAAUAUUUUUUUUACUUUUGAAGAUAUUGGAUGUGAGACACGUUUGGAUCCGAAAAGUGAUUGAGGCAAACCUUACCAUCCAACAUUCAGCACUGAUUAAAUGAACACUCAUUUGUGGUCGACACAUGGAAGACCGUCACCCACCCAUGUGAAUGGACAAGUUACUAUUGAUGUGUGACCAAAGUGUGGAGAUGACUGGAGGUGACGGAGGUCCUGAUGGCGAGGACCCUGCAUUAUUCUCCGCUGCAGGAGAAGUGGGAGGGAGGGCGCCAUCAGGGCAGCACGACGAAGAGGCGCAAUCAGGGCACCUCAUGGGGGAGGAGGAAAACGGACCUUCAGGGGGAGAAGACGAGGAAAUGACAAGUGGAUCCAAUGACCUCUCUCCCUCGUCCAAUCACAGCCCGGGGAGCGCCACAGGAUCCACUUCAGCUUCAACCAAGAGCAGUGAGAACGCAGCUGAUGGGAAAGGCCCGACCCACAGGGACGUGAUGUUCACAGUUGCUGAGAUGAAGAAGAGGCUUCCAUCAGCCAAACGCAGUCGCAGCAAAGCCAGCACGGUGGAGGCCUUACAUUAUGCACUUAACUGUGUCAAGCAGGUGCAAGCCAAUAGCGAAUACUACAAACUGCUGAUGCGUAAUGACCAAGAUGAGAGGAGAGAUGCCACUGUUUGCACCCUGGAAGAGUUGGAGAGGGUCACCUCUGAACACACCCUCAAAAACACGGAUUCCUUCGUGGUGGUUUUCUCUUUGUCGAGCGGCCGUGUGCUGUACGCAUCAGAGCAGGCUCCCAGCAUCCUUUGCUGCAAGAGAAAGUUCCUGGAGUCUGCAAAGUUUGUGGAGUUGCUCUUCCACCAGGAUGUCAACGUCUUCUACUCACACACAGCUCAGCCGCAUCUGCCACCCUGGAGCAACUCGCAUACAGCGGGGGUUCUGUUUGACUGUGCCCAGGUCAAGUCUUUCUUCUGCAGAAUCAGGGGUGGGAAGGACCGUGAUGGUGAGAUGCGUUACAAUCCGUUCCGGCUAACCCCGUACCUGCUGAAGGUGCAGGGAAGAGGAAGCAGUGGAGAGGAGGAGGAGCCAUGCUGCCUGGCACUGGCUGAGCGCAUCAUUUCUGGAUAUGAGGCCCCUCGAAUCCCCUUGGACAAGCGCAUCUUCACCACCACUCACUCUCCUGGCUGUGUGUUUUUGGAAGUAGAUGACAGGGCUGUGCCGUUGCUUGGAUACCUUCCUCAGGAUCUGAUUGGAACAUCGUUGCUUACAAGCAUUCACCCAGACGACCGCCCCCUCAUGCUGUCGAUGCAUCGGAAAGUGUUGAAGUACGCAGGCCAGUCUCCUUUCGAGCACUCUCCAGUGCGUCUGCGUUGUCAGAAUGGAGACCAUAUUACUUUGGACACCAGCUGGUCCAGCUUCAUCAACCCUUGGAGCCGAAAAGUGGCCUUCAUCAUUGGACGGCACAAAGUCAGGACGAGUCCUCUGAAUGAGGAUGUGUUUGCUGCUCGGACUACGGACGAUGUCCUGGUCACACACGAGGAAAUCAAAGAUUUACAAGCAAAGAUCUACAAACUCUUCCUGCAGCCGGUCCAUAACAAUGGUUCCAGUGGUUAUGGCAGCUUGGGGAGCAAUGGUUCUCAUGAGCACUACAUCAGUGUAGCUUCUUCAAGUGACAGCAAUGGCAACAUGUGGGAGGACUCGCACAGGGAGCCGAUGACGCUGCAGCAGAUUUGUGCCGACGUAAAUAGAGUCAAGAGCUGGGGGCAGCAAGCUUAUCUGGGCUCUAGCCACAAGAUAUCUUUUCUUGGCAAACCUGCCAAAGGACGUCUACCGCCUGCAGCAUCCAACCCUGAGGUCAGAGAUCAAGAAGAAGGCAGAAAGCCAACACACAUUCCCUCCUAUCAGCAGAUCAACUGUGUGGACAACAUCAUCAGAUUUCUGGAGAGCUGUACAUGUCCAGCCCUUAAGCGGAAGAGUGACUCUCAUUCCUUGGCCACCUCCUCUUCCUCAUCCUCUACCUCAGAAGAUGACAAGCCUGCUAGAGCCACAGACACAGCUCUGGCCAGCUCAGAUGUGGUGUUGGACGGCGGGGUGUCGGUGGCCCCUACAGCAGCAGCAGUUGUUGGAGCACCUUUAGCAGACAUCACAAUGUCCACAAAGGCCAUGAGUGUAGUGUCCGUCACCAGCCAGUCUUCAUACAUCAGCACCAUCGUCCAUGUGCCCCAGCCUGAAUCAGAGGCCGCAGCGCUGGAAGAUGUCCCGAUGGGCAGCGAGCCUGCAGAUCCUCCUCCAACACCUGCCCGUCCCACGCCGAGCCCCGCCACAGAGGAGCCAAAGUUUGUGGGUCUCACCAAGGAGGUCCUGUCAGCUCACACCCAGAAAGAAGAACAAGAGUAUGUGGAUCGAUUCCGCCACCGCAUCCUCCAGAGCCCUUACAGUUCCUAUCUGCAGCUGGACAACAGCUCUAUGGCUCACUCUCACCAACCAGGCGACUACCUUCGUCCAUUAAGUGCUGGUGGAUGGAACCACUCCAGGAGAGGGAAGUCCAGGCACAAGCGUCAGAAACCCCAGGGUUCCUUAGACAGCUAUGCUUCUCCACCUGGCCCUCCUCAACGGGUCCCUGAUUCAUCUUGGCCAUCCUCAGAGUACUCUCAACCCCAGAUGGGAGCACCGUUCAACCAAGCACCCCAGCUCCAGACAUCAUUCUUUCCUAUGAUGGCAUCCCAGCCUGUCCCAGAGCAACAGCCCAAACCACAGCAGCUGCAGGGAGCAACCCCCAUGGUUCUGCAAGCUCCUGACCAAACCCAGCUCAGCUACAACUUUAACAUCAUGCAGCCUGCUCAGAGUGUGCAGGGUGUGCAGGGUGUGCAGGGUGUGCAGGGUAUACAGGGUAUGGAGGUUAUACAGGGUAUGGAGGGUAUACAGGGUAUACAGGGUAUGCAGGGUAUGCAGGGUAUGCAGGGUAUGCAACCAAUCCAGAUGGAGACCUUUCAGAAUCUGCAGAAUAUCCAGAACUUUCCCAGCCUGCAAACCAUGGCGCCAGUUCAGAACAUCAGCCCUUACAUGACUCCUGUCAUGGCUGUCAUCCUUCCCAACUAUCCAACUUUUACUCCAGGUUUCCCGUCCAUUUACCCACCAUCAGCUCCUUCCAUGCUGCCCCAGGCACCCAUCACCAUGACAGGCUUUGUCCCAGGCAAUGCUCCCUUUCCUCAGCCCCAGUUCCAAGCUCAACCUGGCCCCCACAUUCAGACCUCCCAGGGCCCUAUGCUAUGCUCACCCAGAGCCAGCUCCUCUAUCGGGGAAGAGGAGGAGGAAGCUGGACCUCGGGCUUUGUUCUCCAGCUCUCGCUCCAGUUCUCCGCUGCAGCUGAACCUUCUGCAGGAAGAGCUACCAAAGCUAAGCGAAGGGCAGAGCAGCACUGGGCUCAACCACGCCGAGAGUCUCCAUGAACAACAUGCCAACGAGGGUGAUAACCCCAGUGAGUCGGGGAACCAUGAUACCCAGUCUACAUCCAGUGAGCUGCUUGACAUGCUACUGCAGGAGGAUGCCCGGUCAGGGACCGGCUCAAACGCUUCAGGCUCUGGGUCAGGGGAGUCUGGCUCCCUGGGAUCUAGAUCUGGAUCUGGCUCCAAUGGAACCUCCACCUCACACACUAGCAGCAGCAACAGCAGCAAAUACUUUGCCAGCAAUGACUCAUCGGACACAUCACGGAAAGCCCGCAAGAGCCAGGAGGCAACGGCAGAGCACCAGCACAGCUUCGACACUGGGGUGGAGAACUCGCUGUGGAGCAUGAUCCAGCACACACCUGAUCACGUCAUGAUGACAUACCAGAUCCACACCAGGGACCAGAAUGAGGUGUUGUCAGAAGACAGGGAGAAGCUGCGACUGCUUCAGCCCCUCCAGCCUUGGUUCACCCAAGAGCAGAGAGAGGAGCUGGCUGUGGUCCAUCCUUGGAUCCAGCAGCACAGAAUCCCACCAGAGGUAGACACACAGGGUUGCGAAGGCUGCAGUGCAGGCGUAGUGGUCGCCCAAGCUCCUCACCCUCCUGCUCCAGACAGCUCAUCCAUUUUGGAGAGCCUGCAUCAGGACUCCAUCGGACCAGUGGUCGACACUUGAGAGAUUCUUAAAGCCAAAACAACCAACCUCACAGAGAACCAGCCCUGCCAGAAACCUCCACAACUCCCACCAUGCAUCUCUUCUGACCAAUCUGGAGAAGUGGGUCCCCUAUGCUUUAGUUUGAAGUUUAUUGUGUAUUUUUAAAGGUGUCAGGAGGCUGGACCAGGCCCUGAAGAGAAGUGGAGGAGAGAGCGAUGGGCAUUUUCUCUUCAUCAGCCGAACAAGACUGCCUUUAUUGGACCAUAGAUAUUAUACCUCUCUUUGUUUUGUGAUCAUGGACCCCUGUAGGGGACUAGUUUGUCUUUAGGACUGACCAGAUCCUUUGGCACAGUGAGCCACUUGACAUUCAAAACAAGAGAUGGUCUCAUGAUUCAUGCCCCCUGAACAUAAGCACUGUGUUCACACACACCCACACACACACACACACACCCAGCCUGUAUGAUUGGUGUGACAGGGUGAUGAGACAAAGACAGUGCUCGCCCAGUUAAAGCAUCAGAACAUGCUUCGAACUGUCCUCCAGAGACAUGAAGCACAGGUUGUACAGUAUGUGUUACACAUCAACUCCUUCAACUCUCCCACCAUGGCUGAAACAUGGUGGAGUUUCUUUUUUGUUUUGUUUCUUUUUUGAUGAGCACUUAAGACAAAGACAUAUGUGCUGCUCUCUGUUUAAAGUGUAAGGGUUCUAAUCUUGUAAGUUAAUUGUUAUUGGAGUGUAUUCUCUUAUUCCUUAGGUUGGGUUCCUCUUGUCCAGAUCGUCACUUUUUAUGUUACUCUGACUCAUGAACGACAACACACAUGUUGCUGAUUUUAAACUGAAAUUUCUUGCUACAACACAAGUCCACCCAAAUAUCCAAAUGUCCUGUAGCACCCAGUGUCCUUCCUGAUCACCCUACAACACCUGUAGCUCUUACAGUAAACAGACACAUGGUUGUCCCAAAUGUUCCUAAGAUCUUGGGUUUACUUACUGAAUGAUUUUCCUCCUUUAGAAUCUGUGUAGCUGUCUCUAUGACCGAAUGUGUGUGUGUGUGUUUGUGUGUGUGUGUGUGUGUGAGAGAGACAGAGAUAAAGCGAGGAGAUGACUAACCCACUGUAGUUCUGUGAAUGUUCCCACACUUUUUCUUGUACUGGAUCCAGAUGGGCAGUUGUGAAUGUGUUGGUAAGAAUGUGUGUGUAAGAAUGUGUUUGUGUGUGUGUGCACUGUUUGAUUGAGAGCUGCUUCCUUCUAUACAAUGUCCAACAGUGCAAGACAGACCAGGGUUUUCUACCGUUUUUAGAUUGAAAGUAUAUUACAAUACCAUGUAUUUUAUAGAAAAAAGUACACAAAAAUAACUUCACAAAGUGUAUAAAAAGCCAUUUGUCUUGAAUUCAGGGACUGUUUGUUUGUGACACAAAGGAAUGAAUAAAUGAACUAUGACCUAA